AUGGCUGCCAACGGCGACUUCUCUGACGACGAGUCCCAGCCCGGUUCUCCCAUUCUCGAAGCGAACGGUCACGAUGACAUCGAAGAGCAAGAACCCCUCGACCAGCCUCUGAAGUCUGCAAUGAAGAAGGAGGUCCCUCCUCCCCAGCCCAAGCGGCCAGAGCUGCCCGAGCAGCCGGACCCGGAGACGCUGGACCUGUCCACGCUGACCCCCCUGACCCCGGAAAUCAUCGCGCGCCAGGCCACAAUCAACAUUGGCACUAUCGGUCAUGUCGCUCACGGAAAGUCGACGGUUGUUAAAGCUAUCUCCGAGGUCCAGACGGUCCGGUUCAAGAACGAGUUGGAGCGGAACAUCACGAUCAAGCUGGGUUAUGCCAACGCCAAGAUCUACAAGUGCGACAACCCCGAGUGCCCUCGGCCGACAUGCUUCAAGAGUUUCAAGAGUGAGAAGGAGGUCGACCCGCCUUGUGAGAGGGAUGGUUGUGCCGGUCGGUACAGGCUGUUGAGACAUGUCUCGUUCGUUGACUGCCCCGGUCACGAUAUUCUCAUGAGUACCAUGCUGUCAGGUGCCGCCGUCAUGGACGCUGCCCUCCUCCUUAUUGCCGGAAACGAAAACUGCCCUCAGCCUCAAACGUCCGAGCACUUGGCAGCCAUUGAAAUCAUGAAGCUCAGCCACAUCAUUAUCCUGCAAAAUAAGGUGGAUUUGAUGAGAGAGGAUGGUGCUUUGCAACAUUACCAGUCGAUUUUGAAGUUCAUCCGUGGUACGGUCGCCGAUGGCUCUCCCAUUAUCCCCAUCUCCGCCCAGCUCAAGUACAACAUCGACGCUGUCAAUGAAUACCUGGUAUCGCAUAUUCCGGUUCCCGUCCGUGAUUUCACCGCUUCUCCUCACAUGAUGGUCAUUCGGUCCUUCGAUGUGAACAAGCCCGGUGCCGAAAUUGAGGAGCUGAAGGGUGGUGUUGCCGGUGGUUCCAUCCUGACUGGUGUGCUAAAGUUGGACGAUGAAAUCGAGAUUCGCCCCGGUCUCGUCACCAAGGACGAGAACGGCAAGAUUCAGUGCCGUCCCAUCUUCUCCCGGGUCAUGUCGCUCUUUGCCGAGCACAACGACCUGAAAUUUGCCGUCCCCGGUGGUUUGAUCGGUGUUGGUACUCGUGUGGACCCUACUCUCUGCCGUGCCGAUCGUCUCGUCGGUUUCGUCUUGGGUCACCGUGGACGUCUUCCUGCUAUCUACACCGAACUUGAAGUCAACUACUUCUUGCUUCGUCGUCUGCUCGGUGUCAAGACUGCUGAUGGCAAGCAGGCCAAGGUUGCCAAGCUUACCAAGAACGAAGUUCUCAUGGUUAACAUCGGUUCCACGGCUACUGGUGCUAAGGUUGUGGGUGUGAAGGCUGAUGCCGCCAAGCUCAGCUUGACCAGCCCAGCUUGUACCGAAAUCGGCGAGAAGAUCGCCAUCAGUCGGAGAAUCGAGAAGCACUGGCGUCUCAUCGGUUGGGCCAACAUUGUUGCGGGUAACACCCUUGAGCCUAUUCUGAACUAG
Molecule: messenger RNA, 1533 nt
Organism: Aspergillus sclerotioniger CBS 115572
Lineage: Eukaryota; Fungi; Ascomycota; Eurotiomycetes; Eurotiales; Aspergillaceae
Product: translation initiation factor eIF2 subunit gamma
Exons: 3
Coding region: 1-1533 (510 amino acids)
Biological process (GO): formation of translation preinitiation complex; positive regulation of translational fidelity
Cellular component (GO): eukaryotic translation initiation factor 2 complex; cytosol
Molecular function (GO): GTPase activity; GTP binding; tRNA binding
Source: RefSeq, a predicted model, not a curated record